AUGGUGCAAUUUGUUGAAAUGACAAUUCUAGAUUGGCGUGACAAAAGGAUUCAAAUUAUUGGGGCGAAUUCCAGCCUCGAGGAUCAGAGUCAGGUUUACACGUCGCCGACCGCCACCUACGUCGGCGUAUACGACGGACAUGGUGGACCUGAGACCGCACGCUUUGUUAACAAUCACCUCUUCCCUUACCUCCACAAGUUUGUAAAGGAGCAAGGGGGAUUAUCAUCAGAUGUAAUAAAGAAGGCCUUUUCUGCUACAGAAGAAGAUUUUACUCAUUUAGUGAAGAGAUCAUUUCCAUCCAAACCUCAGAUGGCCUCCGUUGGAUCGUGUGUCUUGGUCGGUGCAAUUUCAGACGGUAAUUUGUAUGUGGCUAACUUGGGAGACUCGAGAGCUGUUCUUGGCAGGAGAGGCUUUGAUGGAGAAAAAAAAAUGGUGGCCGAAAGAUUGUCCACAGACCAUAACGUUUCGUCUGAGAAUGUGAGGAGGGAGGUUGAAGCACUUCAUCAAGACGACAUGCCUGUCGUGGUUUAUUGCCGAGGAGUUUGGAGAAUCAAGGGAAUAAUUCAGGUGUCUAGAUCAAUCGGGGACGUGUAUUUGAAGAAACCCGAGUUUCACAGAGACCCAAUGUUCCUACAAUACGGAAGUUAUGUUCCGAUGAAGCGACCUGUAUUGUCAGCAGAACCUUCCAUUGUUACUAGAAAGCUUAGACCACAAGAUUUGUUCCUUAUUUUCGCCUCUGAUGGGCUAUGGGAACAGCUCAGUGAUGAUGAAGCUGUUCAAAUAGUAUCAAAGUACCCACGAGCUGGGAUAGCCAAGAGAUUAGUAGCAGCAGCUCUUCAAGAAGCUGCAAAGAAAAGGGAAGUGAGGUAUAGAGAUAUCAAGAAGAUUGAGAGGGGAAUAAGAAGGCAUUUCCACGAUGACAUCACUGUUGUUGUGAUUUUUCUUGAUCAUCAAAAAACCUCGUCCAAUAAGCUAGGUACAUCUGGCGGUAUUACCUCACCCGUCGACAUCUUCACUUACAAUUCCGAUGAACGUGUGGAAAAUUCAGGUGACAAGAUUUUCCCCAACUAGGAAUCGAGAUACGAGGGUUAACAUGUGCGGCAAUAAGUAGAAGGCAUGAUCAUCAUCUUGUAUAGAGGUUCUGGUGUAGAUAAAUCAUAGUGCUGAAGUAUUCUGAUCAAAGAGAGCUUUUUUUUUCGUUCUUUUUCGUUGAAAUGUAGCCUCUAACACCGAAUACAGCGUCAUUCUUUUCUUGUUUUUGAAGGUUUAAUUCUGGUUUUCGAAUUUGCUAUCAGUGUUUAUGAUAGUUGGAAAUUCACCAAGUCAUGUAUGGAUUUUUGUUUGUUU
Molecule: messenger RNA, 1347 nt
Organism: Erythranthe guttata (spotted monkey flower)
Lineage: Eukaryota; Viridiplantae; Streptophyta; Magnoliopsida; Lamiales; Phrymaceae
Product: putative protein phosphatase 2C 63
Biological process (GO): protein dephosphorylation
Molecular function (GO): cation binding; protein serine/threonine phosphatase activity
Source: RefSeq, a predicted model, not a curated record